Messenger RNA from Columba livia (rock pigeon), 1128 nucleotides. It is a transcript of the gene TSPAN10, whose product is annotated as tetraspanin 10. Gene Ontology annotation, cellular component: plasma membrane. The record is from RefSeq and is a predicted model, not a curated record. NCBI's taxonomy places the organism in Eukaryota, Metazoa, Chordata, Aves, Columbiformes, Columbidae. The coding region runs from base 72 to 1049 and encodes 325 amino acids. The transcript is spliced from 3 exons.
CGCAGCCCUAUUUAAGCUCCAGCCACAGCCCCUCACAUGAUGGGAGUGUGACUGCCUGGGCUGUGGGCAGGAUGGCGCUGAGCAGAGCCUGGCUGUCCCGGCCCUGCGGGGCGGCUGGCGGCGGGGAGAGCACCCGGCUGCUGCCACAGGCGUCCAGGCUGGUGGAGCUGCCCUACUCCUCCUCCGAUGACGAUGACAGCUCGCUGGCUGGGGACACAGACCCUCCCGUGGCCGAGCAGAACCUCGGGGUGUGGUACCCUGACCCCCCCAAGCUGAGCACCUUCAGCCAGUGCGUGCGGUACCUGGCCUUCCUCUGGAACCUCCUCUUCCUCCUGCUGGGUCUGCUGGCCCUGGCUGUGGGGGUGUGGGGGCUGCUGGCCAAGGGCUCACUGGGGGGGGAGAGCCUGGCCCCCCUGGGCUCCGACCCCAUGCUGCUCUUCGUGCUGGGGGGGCUGGGGGCCAGCACCGUCUCCCUGGCUGGCUGCCUGGGCGCCCUCCGCUCCAGCCCCUGCCUGCUGCGCUUCUUCGUGGGGGCCGUGCUCGCUUUUGUGGGGCUGGAGGUGCUGGGGGGGCUGCUGGUGCUGCUGGCGCGGCGGCGGCUGCGGGACGCGCUGCGGGACGCGCUGCUCCUCUGCCUCCUGCGCUACCAGGACGAGCCCGACCUGCGGUUCCUGGUGGACGAGGUGCAGCGGAGCCUGCAGUGUUGCGGCCUCGGCUCCUACCGCGACUGGGAGACCAACCCGUAUUUCAACUGCAGCGCCCCGGGCGUGCAGGCGUGCAGCGUCCCCGCGUCCUGCUGCCGCGACCCCUGGCAGAACGGCACUGUCCCCAACGCCCAGUGCGCCGUGGGGACCCUGCGCCUGGGGGACGCGGCUGCCGGCACCGUGGUGUACCUGGGGGGCUGCGUGGCCCAGCUUGGUGCCUGGCUGCGCGGCCAGGCGGGCGGCAUCGUGGCUGGCGCGGCCGUGCUGGUGCUGGUGGAGGCCGCUGGUGUGCUCAUGGCACUGAAGAUGCUCAGGGACAUUGUCCCCGUUGGGGCACAGGACUGAGGGGGGUCUGGCUGCCACUCGGGCCGGGGAUGUGUGAGGGGCUGAUCCAGCCUAAAAUAAACCCUGUCACUAGGCUGAA